CGUGGCCUUUUGUAAAGCUAAUAACCACCUACAGCUGUGACAUGUACUUCUGGAGUCGCUAAGAAUUGUCUUGUUACUUUCUAUGUGUCUAUAGUACCAUCGAGUUCACUACUUCCUUUACAGGCAUAGUAGUCCUAUAUCAUUUGGUUUCGUUUACACAACGCAGACAGUCAUGGCUCAAACACCCCAGCAAAGGAAGGCCAACGAAAGGUUCGCGAAGCAGGAAUCUGCAAAGCGUGGUAAAGGCAAGACAGUUGUCAAGUCAAAGCAGACUCCAAGGUCGCCUGUGUCCACUGUGUGGGUGGCCGUUCUCGCGUUCGUUGUCUGUGGAGGAAUCUUCCUUGAAGUUCUAGGGAUCGUACCGAAGCUUUGGUCCACCGUGGUCGCAAGCAUCAGCCGCUUAAUGCUCUGAAACCAUGAAAGCUUGUAAAGACGAUUAAAGUUGCUUUCAAGAACAGCGGCGGCGAUAAUAGUGAUGCACCUAACUGAUAUCCCGAGUCUCUUGUUUUGCGCGUUCGGUUUUGCGUGCUACCGACGUUUUGGUAUCUUAUUAUUUGUCAUGCCGUGAAAAGCGCAGGUCGCAUGUGCGGAACUUCGAUUAGACAGUACUAUGGUGACUACCUGAAUUUAUUCCUCUUAAUUUCAAGUUAUAUUGAU
This is a messenger RNA of Aspergillus costaricaensis CBS 115574, 657 nucleotides long. Its product is annotated as RAMP4 family protein. Lineage: Eukaryota; Fungi; Ascomycota; Eurotiomycetes; Eurotiales; Aspergillaceae. The transcript is spliced from 3 exons. Gene Ontology annotation, cellular component: endoplasmic reticulum. The coding region runs from base 173 to 412 and encodes 79 amino acids. The record is from RefSeq and is a predicted model, not a curated record.